This is a messenger RNA of Gorilla gorilla gorilla (western lowland gorilla), 2487 nucleotides long. It is a transcript of the gene KDELR1, whose product is annotated as KDEL endoplasmic reticulum protein retention receptor 1. Gene Ontology annotation, biological process: protein retention in ER lumen. The record is from RefSeq and is a predicted model, not a curated record. Gene Ontology annotation, molecular function: ER lumen protein retrieval receptor activity. The transcript has 4 exons. The coding region runs from base 225 to 980 and encodes 251 amino acids. Lineage: Eukaryota; Metazoa; Chordata; Mammalia; Primates; Hominidae. Gene Ontology annotation, cellular component: membrane.
ACGGACUCCUCCCCCUCCCGCUCUCCUCCCUCUUCCCGGCUCCAGCUCCGCCGCCAGCUCCGGCCUUUGCUCCCCCUCCCAGAGUCCCCUCCCCGGAGCGGAGCGCACCUAGGGUCCCUCUCCCGUCCCCCCAGCCCAGCUACCCGUUCAGACCAGCAGCCUCGGGGGGCACCCCCCCGCCAGCCUGCCUCCCUCCCGCUCAGCCCUGCCAGGGCCCCCCAGCCAUGAAUCUCUUCCGAUUCUUGGGAGACCUCUCCCACCUCCUCGCCAUCAUCUUGCUACUGCUCAAAAUCUGGAAGUCCCGCUCGUGCGCCGGAAUUUCAGGGAAGAGCCAGGUCCUGUUUGCUGUGGUGUUCACUGCCCGAUAUCUGGACCUCUUCACCAACUACAUCUCACUCUACAACACGUGUAUGAAGGUGGUCUACAUAGCCUGCUCCUUCACCACGGUCUGGUUGAUUUAUAGCAAGUUCAAAGCUACUUACGAUGGGAACCAUGACACGUUCAGAGUGGAGUUCCUGGUCGUUCCCACAGCCAUUCUGGCAUUCCUGGUCAAUCAUGACUUCACCCCUCUGGAGAUCCUCUGGACCUUCUCCAUCUACCUGGAGUCGGUGGCCAUCUUGCCGCAGCUGUUCAUGGUGAGCAAGACCGGCGAGGCGGAGACCAUCACCAGCCACUACUUGUUUGCGCUAGGCGUUUACCGCACGCUCUAUCUCUUCAACUGGAUCUGGCGCUACCAUUUUGAGGGCUUCUUCGACCUCAUCGCCAUUGUGGCAGGCCUGGUCCAGACAGUCCUCUACUGCGAUUUCUUCUACCUCUAUAUCACCAAAGGUAGCUGGGAUGUGGGACGGCUGGAAGGGAACCUCCUAUUUCUGCAGCUCCUGCCCUCCCUGGGGACUGGGGUCUCCUUACUCCUGUAUUAUGCAAAGAAGGGAGCAUUUCUUCGCCGGGUUUCUGGGGUGGCAGGCCUACCAUCCUCCUAGGAAUUCAGACCAUUAGCCUCUGCCUCCCUAAGGGCUAAGGAGUUUCUGUCCUUAGCCCCCAUGUCACUUGGAGUGCAGGCCAGGUAGGGCAGGGACUCAGCCCACUGAAAUUCAUUCAUUUAUGCAUGCAACAAACGUAUUGAGUACUUUCUAUGUCCCCAGCCAGGUGCUAGGCUCUGGGGAUACAUUAGGAGGAGAAAAGAUAGACAAAGGCCUCCAUUUCCCUUUUAUUCUGGUGGGGGAGAUGGUGAAUGAACAAGUAAAGAAAGAGAAUUGGUUGGGCAUGGUGGCUCAUACCUGUAAUCCCAGCACUUUGGGAGACUGAGGCAGGGAGAUUUCUUAAGCCUAGGAGUUCCAGAGCAACAUAGCAAGACCCUGUCACUAUAAAAAAUAAAAAAAUAAAAAAAUUAGCUGGGCAUGGUGGUGCAUGCCUGUGGUCCCAGCUCCUUGAGAGGCUGAGGUGGGAGAAUUGCUUGAGGAGGUCGAGGCUGCACGGAGCUGUGACUAUGCCACUGCACUCCAGCCUGGGCUACAGAGUGGGACCUUGUCUCAAAAAAAGAAAGAAAGAAAAUUGCCAGUAGUGGGAAAGGGUAGGAAAGAAAGAAACCAGGAAUGUAUCUGUGAGUCCUGGGGGACCUCCCUCCCUGUGGAUCUGCCCAUCUAGCGUGCCUGCCCUGCUCUGGCUGUGGGAGGCUGUCCCCUCCCUGCAGGGGCCCCAGCGGUAAUGCCCUCCCUGUUUUCUCUCCUCACAGUCCUAAAGGGGAAGAAGUUGAGUUUGCCGGCAUAGCCCCGGUCCUCUCCAUCUCUCUCCUCAGCAGCAGCGGGAGGCAGAGGAAGGCGGCAGAAGAUGAAGAGCUUUCCCAUCCAGGGGUGACUUUUUUAAGAACCCACCUCUUGUGCUCCCCAUCCCGCCUCCUGCCGGGUUUCAGGGGGACAGUGGAGGAUCCAGGUCUUGGGGAGCUCAGGACUUGGGCUGUUUGUAGUUUUUUGCCUUUUAGAGAAGAAAAAAAAAAAUCUUUCCACUCUUUAGUUUUUGAUUCUGAUGACUCGUUUUUCUUCUACUCUGUGGCCCCAAUUUUUAUAAAGUGUUUUUGAGUGUCCUAUGGGCCGGGGCAGGGUCCAAGAUCUUUUCCCUUCCCCAGGCCCCUCGGCUCCCUCCCAGAUCCCACCCCCAGCCCCACUGGUUGCCAAACACUAAAUCUGCCGACACCCAUCUGCCCCACCUCCUGCCAUGGCCAUGAACCGCAACCCCCACUAAAUUUCUAGAUUGGGGAUAGGGAGAAAGGGAGGCCCAGGAAGGUCUCCCCUGAUUUUUUUUCAUAGUAAUUUUUUUCCCCAGAGUUUGAAUUUUUUGGUCUUCUCCUGGUUUUUUGGCAAAUUAGGGGGGCCCGGGGCUCAAGUGCGGGAAGGGGGCUGGCCCAAGGGUCCCAUGGCUCUCACACCAUGUUUUUGUACAGAACUGAUGGUUGAAUCUUUGUUCUCUUGAAAUAAACAGAAGAAAAUGAAA